This is a messenger RNA of Beauveria bassiana ARSEF 2860, 2262 nucleotides long. RefSeq lists its product as uncharacterized. The transcript is spliced from 8 exons. Bases 1 to 2262 code for a protein of 753 amino acids. NCBI's taxonomy places the organism in Eukaryota, Fungi, Ascomycota, Sordariomycetes, Hypocreales, Cordycipitaceae. Gene Ontology annotation, molecular function: toxin activity. The record is from RefSeq and is a predicted model, not a curated record.
AUGCGUUGGCUAAACUUUGUUACAUUGAGCCCGGCUCUAUGGCUCUCUUGCCUCAGUUCCGGGCAUGCUAGUGCUCUACCGAGUCACAGCAUUGUCAGUAGACAAACGCCCCCGGAUCAGAAUCGCUACGUCUAUCGAGGAGAUGGCAGGGCUCCCUCGGAGGUUCGCGACACUGGCGGAUUCCGGCCUCAAGGUGACGACUGGCAGGAUCACGACGAAUGUUUUGACCUAGACCGCCACUAUCUAGCCGGUCCGGGUGGAUGCGGACUGCCAGAAUGGCGCGCAGAAGGCUAUACCUUUCGCACUGCGUAUGUCUCGGUAGCACUCCAAAGGCCUGCAGCAGAAAACUAUGGCUACUGGCUUUACGAGAUGCGCAGAAUGCCAUCGAUUCUGAACAACAAUGACAACGAGGGUGAAGUCAUGGCCCUGGGAGGAAUGCCUUGGAGAGCCGUCCGAAGAUACGUACGAAUGAGCGGAAUUCCAGGAAGCGAAAAUCGAGUCGAUGAGUCCAUGUGGAUCAAUAACCCGGAUUACGAUGAAGCGCUUUAUGAGACUGGGCCUAAUGCCCGCUAUGGUAACGUCAACGAUGUCUUUCCGGGCGCGUUGAAUAACCAAGCAGAUGAUGAAGACAGCGACUCUGACAGCGACUCUGUUGACAGCAACGAGACUCAGGUCGAGCCUAGCACUUCCAACGCUUCGCGCCGCCGUUUCAAUGCAGCAGAUAUUUAUAUGAGUGAAACACUUGGCGCAUACGAGCUGUUUGGCACAUUUCCGCCUGAGUGGACGCAAUAUCCCCCCAACGAGGCCGUCCCCGGGCCGGAUGCUGCUCUGCUUCAGAUACGCCUGGAUGACCAUGUCGGUGGAUUGCUGAACCACUAUGUCGACAUGGGCGCUCAAGCACUUAAUCAACUCUUCCCCGACGGCGACCAGGUAAUCCGCGAACUCUUCGAAGGGCAACCCCCCGUCGCUUGCUCCGCUUUCCGUGCAUUUGGCUCUCAUAAGAGGAGCAACGCUCGCAGAGCGACGGAUAAUUCGGGCUGCUGCAAGGCGCUAUCAUCCUUUAGAAAGAAGACAAAGGAGCGCAACGGCGUCACUGUAGUUGACAUUUGCGACAACAGCCCUCUCAACCCGCCUUGUACUACCGUAAAGGCCCCUCGCGACCAGUGUGUCGCUGUUCCCGAAGAGUACAAAGGCAAGGUGUCUGGCGUAAAGACUGACGCGGCCGACCACAUCUGCAAGUUUUAUGCGGAGCCGGACUGCAAGGGCAAGCACUUUGAAGCCACCAACCACGCGGCUGACCUCAGGCAAGCUCAAGAAGGCUGGUACAAUGACAAGGUUGCGUCCAUGCGCUGCGACAAGCUCAGGCUGCCCGAGACACCUGAGCGCUGGGAGUGGAAGUCGACGAGCUAUCACCAGCUGUGCACGCGCCUGGAUAAGCUUUCCAUUGACUUUGAGCUUGCCAACCACAUCGGAUCCGGAACAUACGACAUGAUCAAGUUGAACUUUUUGGGCGCCUCACGAAAGCCGCACGUCAUCGUGGAGGGCCCCUCUCCUGGUUACAAAGUCUCGCAGGACAUUGACAUGGUGGACAUUUUCGGAUCAGAAACCGUGGCACUGGACCAGAUUAGGGGGCUCCAACUUCUCGACAGGCUGACAGACCAUUGGCUUGGAGGCGACGCCUGGGAACUCUUUGGAAUCAAGCUAAGAGGGCGAUGUGCUGGAACAGGCAUUUCUGUCGCGCUUAAUGACUAUGCUUCCACGGACAAGGAAUUGCAAGCCAGGCCCACCGAGCCGGGUCGGUUCCAGUAUUACAGGGACUGGCCGGUCUGGUCCGGCCCAAUCCACCCCAAGGACUGGAUUGGCCAGCCCCAGUGCAGUCAUUUCUACAAUAUCAACGUCAAUCUUCACAUUGCUGAUGCAGACUACGCCGGGACCAACAACGAUCUCUACGCCAGGGUCGGCAAGGCCGAAUUUCUCAUCACUCGCCAUCCUUCUCGCAGGGAGGUCUUUACCAUUAACGUUGAUGUCAAAAAGGCCUUCAAGACCAAGGCCGUCCCCGUUGACAAGUUUGACAAGGUUACAAUUUUGAGCAAAGGAGGCCAUGACGGUUUCCUGCCCAGCGAGGCGACGGUAUAUGGAUGGUGCUCCAACUCAAAGACGUCGCUGUCUCACACCCAGACAUAUGAUGAUAAUACUUGGGUCUAUGAUGGUGGGGAGAUGGACAUUCAGCUACCAAUUUCAAAGUGGGUGAAGAGUAAUUAA